AUGAAUCUUCUACUCGAGGCCGGCGCCAAGGUUGACGAGCCUCCUUACCACAUAUAUGGCGCUACUGCCCUACAACUUGCCGCCAUCAAGGGGUAUCUGGGGAUCGCAAGGCACUUAACAGACCUCGGCGCCGACAUCAACGCCAGAGGAGCAGAGAUCCACGGCCGCACGGCGCUAGAAAGCGCGGCGGAACAUGGGAGGCUCGAGAUGGUCCAGCUACUGCUGUGUAGAGGCGCGGAAACAACUGGUGCAUGGCGGCAUCAGCAUAUCCGGUCGAUUGCUUUUGCGAAAAUAGGAGAAAACUUGGUUGUCGAGUCGCUGCUCAGAGAUUAUCGGGAGUGGACGAAGACGAAGACAUGUGGUGCGAGGGCGACCUGCUGA
Molecule: messenger RNA, 381 nt
Organism: Hirsutella rhossiliensis
Lineage: Eukaryota; Fungi; Ascomycota; Sordariomycetes; Hypocreales; Ophiocordycipitaceae
Product: ankyrin repeats (many copies) domain-containing protein
Exons: 1
Coding region: 1-381 (126 amino acids)
Molecular function (GO): protein binding
Source: RefSeq, a predicted model, not a curated record